AUGGCUGUCCGAGCACAGUUUGAAAACUCCAACGAAGUCGGUGUCUUUGCGAACCUCACCAACUCUUACUGCCUCGUUGCCAUUGGCGCAUCCGAAAACUUCUACUCCAUCUUCGAAUCUGAACUGGCAGACCUCAUCCCGAUCGCCCAUUGCACCAUUGCAGGCACUCGAAUCGUCGGUCGCCUGACCUCUGGCAACAAAAAUGGCCUCCUUGUGCCCACCUCGACAACUGACCAAGAGCUGCAACACCUGCGGAAUACAUUACCAGAUACCGUGAAGAUAGAAAGGAUAGAGGAGAGAUUGUCAGCGCUAGGCAAUGUCGUGGCCGCGAAUGACCAUGUCGCCCUCGUCCACCCCGACAUCGAACGAGAAACCGAGGAAAUCAUCGCAGACGUCCUCGGCGUCGAAGUCUUCAGACAGACCAUCGCCGGCAACGUCCUGACCGGGUCCUACAUGGCCCUCUCGAAUCAAGGCGGAAUCGUCCACCCCAAGACAUCUAUCCAGGAUCAAGACGAACUGAGCUCCCUAUUACAAGUGCCGCUCGUUGCAGGUAGUGUCAAUCGAGGCAGCUCGGUCGUAGGUGCUGGCAUGGUCGUCAACGACUGGCUUGCAGUUACGGGCAUGGACACAACAGCCACGGAAUUGAGUGUCAUUGAAAGCGUCUUCAGACUCGGCGAAGGUGGUCCCGGUGGCCUGGAUGCAAGAAUGAACGCGAACAAGGAGAGCAUCGUCGAGAGUUUCUACUAA
Molecule: messenger RNA, 747 nt
Organism: Exophiala spinifera
Lineage: Eukaryota; Fungi; Ascomycota; Eurotiomycetes; Chaetothyriales; Herpotrichiellaceae
Product: eukaryotic translation initiation factor 6
Exons: 3
Coding region: 1-747 (248 amino acids)
Biological process (GO): assembly of large subunit precursor of preribosome; maturation of 5.8S rRNA; maturation of LSU-rRNA
Cellular component (GO): nucleolus; preribosome, large subunit precursor; cytosol
Molecular function (GO): ribosomal large subunit binding
Source: RefSeq, a predicted model, not a curated record